Molecule: messenger RNA, 1910 nt
Organism: Oncorhynchus mykiss (rainbow trout)
Lineage: Eukaryota; Metazoa; Chordata; Actinopteri; Salmoniformes; Salmonidae
Gene: hmga2
Product: high mobility group AT-hook 2
Biological process (GO): regulation of DNA-templated transcription
Cellular component (GO): chromatin; nucleus
Molecular function (GO): transcription coregulator activity; DNA binding
Source: RefSeq, a predicted model, not a curated record
UUCUCAUUCAGUGAGUAGGCUGGUUUCGUGUGGGCUGUGGAGAUGCAUUUAUAAUGCCCUCUGUUUUUUUUUUUGUAGUCUUGCCAAUCCCAUGUAAAAACUCUCGCCCCCGGGGGUCAUAUAGCCUAUAGGGUAUAAACGUCUAGUUAUUGCUAUUUGUCCGGCAAAAAUCGUGACACGUGGAUUUGACAGUGCGGCAGCUGUCACCAUUUCAUUUCAAUAGUUCUCCCGCUCAUUUGUAACGACAGGAGCUGAAAUUCCAAUCGAUCACGGGCGUAUUUUAUCACCGAAAGCCACCCCCCACCCACUUCGACAGAAAGGGGAGACGGGGAGUUUUUUUUUUUCCUGAGCCAAAUACCGAAGUGGGCAGCACGUGCUGUUCAUAAUACACUCAAGCAACAUCUCCCUCCAGGCAUUUUUUUUUUUUCCAUUUUUGUUUUUCUUUUCAGUAGCACAAAUUUAUUCCGAUUCAUUUUAAUAGCCGACCCGCCGGUUGAUUCGUGCAUUAGUUUACAACAAGAGGAUUCCCCCCUUUCAAACUUUUGCACCAGGACGUCCGGUGGCUGGCGGUGUGGUCGGUUGGUGUGCAGGCGGGUAGGGCAGGAUAGGCUCCAGGCUGACCGUGUGUGUAAGUACAGUAGACUAGAAGCUGCUGCAAGAGAGAUUACUAUUUUGGUACAAAGUCACAAUGAGUGCACGCGGUGAAGAAGCCGGGGAGAGUUCAGGGACCGGGACCCAGGAGCCGGAGCCUGCGGCGGCUGCAGAGGCUCCGGCCAAGCGCAGACCGGGCAGACCGAGGAAGCCUGUUAAGGAACCUACUGGAGAGCCCGUCCCUAAACGACCAAGGGGUCGUCCCAGAGGCAGCAAGAACAAAUGCCCCUCCAAGGCAGCUGCCAGGAAAGCCCUGGCCUCUGGAGAGAAGAGACCGAGAGGCAGACCCAGGAAAUGGCCAAAGCAGGUGGUCCAAAAGCCAACUCAGGAAGAAGGAGGAGAAGAAGAAGAAGAAGAAGAAGAAGAGGAAGGGGAGGAGUCUGGAGAGGAGGAUUAAAGAACAACAAUCAUUUGACCUCUACUUCCUUGUAAACAGUUCUUCCUCCUGGGGAACCACUGCCUUUCACCACUUACUAAGGACGUUGAUCCAUGACCUCUGACCUCUGUCUACUCUCAUAUCAUACUGUUUUCAUUUAAUACUUUUGUUUGUGUUUAUUUUAUUAUUUUUUGUUUUUUUUAUUUGUUUGUUGUUGAUUCUGAGAUGAACACACGUUAAUAAUCCUCAGAACAUGAGCCGCAAAAAAAAAAAAAAAAAACACGAGAAAACACUAAAUAUGACAAACAAAGAUUCGCUGUACCUCUUUACAACAACAGUGAUGUUUUAUCUGUUGUUAUUAAGACCAGAGGUUCUGGGGGUUUUGUACCGUUGCAGUUUCUACUCCCCUCCUCCCCCUGUCGUUGUCGACUGAUUCUCCAGGCUGUCUUUCUUUGAGGGAGAGAUAGAUACUAGGGGGGGGGGGGGGGGAGUAUGUUAUUGUCAUUCACAAAUUGCGACCAUAUGGCUGCUGUUUCAGUACAGAGGUCUAGAACACACACACAGACCCCCCCUCCCCUCCCCGAGUCGGACCACCAAACGCAGGGAGACAGACUACUCUCUCUUCAAGUCAGGUUAUUUUAAUCUAUCAUGUUUUUAAUCUAGCGUGGAUUUGCCUUUUUCAUAACAAAUUGGCUGCUUUAACUUGCUAAAAUCACACCUUUUUAAUGGAUGAAUUCCUCAGUUGAGGUUGUUGGCAGGUAUGUCGUUUUUUCAUCAUAUCUGUUUUACUGGAGAACCUUUUUCACCUGCUUUUGCUUCUUCAUUUUAUAUUGUGAUAAUUAUCAUUUUAUAUUGUGAUAAUUAUCAUUUUAUAUUGUGAUAA